UGAACUCACGUUGUCAUUUUCAACAAGACUCCACCUGGAUAUAAUCGAAUAACUUCGCUUUUGUCACGUAGGAGACACAACAAGUCACGAAAUUGACAGAUCACCGGUGAUCUCCUCGCGUCGUAGUUUGUACCUUUCACAAAUAGGCUAAAGAAUUGAACUUUACAUAUGGUAGCCAAAUUUAUUGUGCGAAUCCAACAGAGUGACGGUUCACAGUGUUAUAACAAAAAAGGUGUUGAGUGCUGAUUUCCGAGGGUUCUUAUACUGAGGUUUUGGUCCCUGUGGAGUGAUUAUCGUCGGGUUUAUAUCAGACGCGCCUAUUCCGUUACUAUCUGGUUAGUGUUUCGAUGGCUGUCGCAUGCAGGAUGUUUUGUCUACGCUGUUACUGCUCCUGAGCGUGUGACGCUUUCGUACGGUGGCAGACGAUUUAUUUCCACUGUGUCGAACAUCGUGUUGUCUCUUUUUUUUUUCUUUUUCUUUUGUCGCGGAAAAUCGCGCGGUGCGAAUGAAGCGAUAAUUGUAUUUCGAUGGCUGCGGCAUGCAGGAUGUUUUGUCUACCCUGUUACUGCUUCUGAGCGUGUGACACUUUCGUACGGUGGCAGACGAUUUAUUUCCACUGUGUCCAACACCGUGUUGUGGCGGAAAAUCGCGCGGUGCGAAUGAAGCGAUAAAAUCCUUAAACGUCGGCCAAGAUGAGAAAGAAACAGAGAGGCGACAAACAGAGACGAGCUGAAAAAGUGGCGAGACAAGACGGACGAUAUAGAUGAACGAUCUAUAAGGUAACGUAAUUCACGCGAUCUCGACGAUCGCUUGAGAUAAAGGAAACCGAAAUAAUACGGUGGUGCGUAGCUUUUGUCCCUCGAGCGAGUAGAAAGUUGAAGUUGCCGUUUAAUCGACUUCGAGGAACAUCAUCCGGGUAUCGCUCUACAAAAGGACCUUCAGGAAGGAUCAAGAGAUUCUUGGGAAUCCGUGGAAUUCCGUGUGGAUAGUACGGCAGUCGGUGUGUUAGCGGAAAUCGAUUCGGUUGGUAAAAACACGCGAUUGCGUUCGAUUAAUCCUUACAUGGCGGCGUGUGUAUUAUUUACGAUCGGUAGAAAGUACUUACACGACUCGACGAUGAUUUUUCAUGAGAGGGGUUACGCGAUACUCGAGUUUCUUUCUCGAGACACGUACUCGUGCGAUCGCACGCUUGAUAAAAUAAUUCUAAGCUUUUAGUAUUUCAAAGUGAAAAGAGCUUGGUAGGAAACAGUCAAGGUAAAAGGACAACCACGCUAAAACAAUGUUUUUGUAGUCGCAAAGUGGUAAUUCGCGAUUAGAAUGGCAAAGACUAUAAUACGAUCGAAAGCGGGUUAAAAACACGUGACACGAAAUUUCCACAAAACCACCGUUUCGAAUGCUGGGCGAUGACGACGACCUUGAUGAACAAUUCGACCAUGACCGUUCAAACUUCUUACCAUGGACUACCGAAUCGACCAUCGACGAUAUAGAAAAACCGCGGAACAAACAUUUCUCGAGAACAAAAAGGAAUAAAAAUCUAGGGGAAAAAUGCGAAGAGCAGAGCAGCCAACGACGAUAUUUCAGAAAUCACCACGAAUCGAGUUAAAGUCGCAGACCAGCAAACGCGUUAUUAUGGCGGAUAAAAAUCCGCGAAACUUGGCCCAGCGUAACGCGAACAGAGGCACGAACGAACAAUAAAGGUGAAUCGAUUCGGCUCGUUCUCUUAUCACAAUUUUAUAUUUCUCUUUUUAUAAUCGAUUUUUAUGUUUCUCUAACAUAAAGAGGAAAGAAACUUUCGACACAUUUGCGGCAUCGAUUUAUCGACAUCGACAAACUUUUAUCCAAAUUCAGUAAUAAGAGUAAUAAGAGCUAACAACCGCCAAAACCCACUAGUUACUCAAUUUCUUGACACGUCGGAUCAGAUCCGCAGGCUAAAAAGAUAUUACCCUUUAGAUUUAAGCACUAGAUUCAACUAGAAUCAAACACACGAUAUAAAUAAAAUAAAAAAUAUUUAAAAAAAAUCGACAAACUUAUUGGAACGAUAGAAAAAUUUUUCAACGAAUUGUUCCAGAUCUGUAAAAUGUGUAUGAGAAAUGAAAGAUCCUCCGACAAUCUCAACGUUAACCCUUCGCGUUUUCCACGCUCGAAACUCGUUGCAAAAAUUGACAGGAAGCCUCCGUUUCAUGUAUAAAGGCGCAAAAUCGAGAAAUGAAAGCCAUUAACACGAACUUGUUAAUAUUUCUCGGGAAAAGUCUGUAGAUCGUUUAAAGAAACCGGAAACAGAAUCGAAAACGAUGCAAUCCGCCUGCAGCAAGACUGAAUGCUCGGCCGUAUACGCAAGCUUCUGAAAGCAGACGAGUUCCGAGGAGAAUAAGCGCGACGGUACAAGCGUGUACAGCACGCUGAAAGGAUGAGAAAGGCGUUCCGUGUAUGUUUCACCGGCGACUUCGAUUUCACCUUGUUCCGAAGUCCUUUGACCUGCGCUGGAGGCAACGCGUUUGGAACGUGCGACAUAACGCUACCUUGUAGCGAUAAAUUAGAGCUCGUGAGCUCGUGCCGCGUUUACGGACUGUUUGACGUUUUUGCGGACACGCUUCCUCGUAUGGUAUUCAACCUGUUCCGUGUCGAGAGAAAAGUAAACGUUUUGGCAUUUUACGCUCCAGCGUGCUCUGAAGUGCAAACAUUUACAUCGUGAGACAUUUAACGCGUCAUGCACGUCACUGGCAUUACACCUGCCGUCUGUCCAAGUUGCAGAUGAUCGAAAAGAAAAGGAAGGAGGAUACAAGCAGACGGUAGAAAACGUCAGACGAUAUCGAUGUAGUAGCAGAAUGUUCUCCUCAAGAUGUUCCAAACAAAUGUGCCGUUUCUUUCAACUUUACAUAAUAUGCAUAUUACACGGUCAUCUGUUCGCCAACUUGUACUUUUCUUCCUCUCACCUUUAGUAUUCGCCGAGUAUCGGCGUCCUUCAAACUCAAACAUUCACUCUCGUAAAGCAACUUUCCACGAUCACGCUCGGCUCGUGUAUUAAUUUCUGUGCAAACUCGACGAGAGAAGAAGACGCAGUCCCCUCCGUGAACCUACUGCGAUUACUCUUAACCGCGACACGUGACACGCGAUCGGAACGACAUCGCGAAACGAGUCACAAUCAUCGACAAGAUUCACCGAGCUUCGACAUUAAAUCGAGAUCAGACGAUAUCGUGAGCUGCGAGAACGACCAACAGGGACAAGUGAUUGCCCGAACUCAAGGAUGCGGUGGGCAAGGAGACACGCCAGCUACCAUCACUGAAAUCCACCUUCUACCACCUGAAACCUGCGACUGCCAGCCUAACAAGGCCACCUCGAAUUCGAUCCAAAAACAAAAACCAUCACGAGGACGAAGUACCGAAACUACUCCAUGGAUCUAACGGAGGCAUUCGCCCCAGGAGGGGGCGGGGAAGAUCUGCCAAAGACCGAUUUCUUCGACUUCGUCGUCUCUCCGCCACCGCACUGUGCCUCCACGGACGGCGUGUCCGACGAAGAAAGCUUCCUGCAUCGUACCACUUGCAGAAGCAUCGGCUACCUCCAGCAAGGUCACGAGGAACACGAAACUAAUCGCGAAUUGCACAGCUCGCCGUUCAUCAAAGAAACCAACAACAACACUCUGACGGCACUACCCCCAGUCUCGACGAUUACUGGCUCCCUCAGCCACCAUCACCACCAUCACCACGUGAGGACGCACCAUAGCGCCUGUAACGUUCAACAGAGCAACGAGCAAACACCGAUGGAUCAGUCGGAUUGUGAUUAUUGGGGCACGGACGAGAGCAAAGAGCAGACCUGUAAUAUACUCUUGGAAGACCUGAACAAGUACUGCUGGUCGGCCCACGCUAAUGCUCAGAGCCACGGGAAUGACAACGUGAGCGUUCAUCAAGGUUCUAACGAGCAUCAUCAAGGAGUAGGUCGAGGAUGCUCAGCCAACGACAGACAAAAUACGGACGGCGCGAUUUACACGUUGACCGUGUUGAACAACGAAGCCAACUCUAUGGAUGCAUUAGAUUGUUGCAAGAGUCCAGCGCCCACGUCCAGCGAUUCUUGGUCCCUGCGACCCAAUCUGGACCUGGACGCUAUACUGAGCAUGGAACCUGCGUCUACCGAGCAGGAACACGAUCAGACCAGCAGCGUGACCGAAGUGUCGCGGACAGUCAACGACAGGUUUCAUCCAGAUCGUUUCUCUGUUGCAUCCUCCCAAUAUGCUACAGACGACAGCGGAUUUGUCGAAAGUAAGGAAUUAUGCGGCCGAGGAUCGUCCAGUGGUGGCAAUUGCACGGGAGGCGAUAAUAAUAACGAUUGGAAGCUUUCUGAUCAGAAUCUGCAGGAAGCCGCGGCCGCAGCUGCGGCUGCUGUCGCGGUUGGAGCAGGUGACUCGGCGGAGAGUCUUCUGAGAAGCGCUCUUCAAGGAAAAUUGUACACAGGUCCGACUCAAGUAGUUUCGUCUUCCUCGCCGUCUACUCAAGGAUCCGCUAUAUCCAUGCCUGUGACGAGCAACGCUGGGUUGCAGAUAGUGUCCGACCAACAACCGCAACAACAGCAACAACAGCCUCAACAACAGCAGCCGCAGCAACAACAGCAGGAUGAAUCUAUGCAUACUUGUACCGAUGAAGAUCUGUUGCUGUCGCAGUUGGACCAAACGACCUAUCGUCCCGGUGAUUACGAGAAGCUGAAGAGCAUAGCCAACGAAGUGGUAGAGUCGUACUGCAGUUUGGAGCCCGUUUGCAACGUGUCUGCGACGACAACGGUUAUGUACACGCUGGAUCCAACCAGUGGGAGUCUGGGAACGAUAACUCUUCCCGCGGAUCUGGGCCAAGUUAGCACGGUUACAGUAGUAACAGCGGCUCAGCAGGAUGUUCUACAGCAACAAGCUACUCCUCGAACCGAAGUGGAGCAACAACAGACAGCCAACCAGCUUCAAAUAGCUCCGUCCAGAGUGGUUACAACUAAAGCUCCCAAAAAGUACUGUCGACGUACCAACAGAAACAACAGCAACUCGAACGCAGCCAGCAACGGCAGCAGUGGUUCAGAGACCGGUGGAAGCACCAGUGGAACGCAGCAAGGCGCUUCCGGCGGUUCUCCAGGCAGCGUCCAACGCAAGGAACGUUCGCUGCACUAUUGCAGUAUCUGUAGCAAAGGCUUCAAGGACAAAUACAGCGUCAACGUUCACAUCAGAACACAUACCGGCGAGAAGCCUUUCGCCUGUUCCUUAUGUGGCAAGAGUUUCCGACAGAAGGCCCACUUGGCAAAGCACUAUCAGACCCACGUGACGCAGAAGCCCAGUGUCCAGCAGCAAGCGACCGGCAGUAGCACCAGCAACAGCGGAAACAGUGGGAAUCCCAGUCCAUCCGGCGAAACGAGUAGCUCGACGACGAGCAGCGUGACAAAUAGGAGUCAACCGCACCAAGUGUCUGUCGAUCCAGCGGGGACCGCCUGUAAUCCACCCAGUUAGUUGCAUUGGGAGGACCAGACGGCCCACACCCGGUUCCCAGUGUCCAGUUGGACGCGUUCGAUCGUUGCUACUCCAUUCUCUAUUCCCGGUGGCACGGUGCGGAUUUUGCACGACGGUGAUGGUCAACGAAGGAUACACCGUGCGAGUCUUCCUCUAUUACUAUUCACUUCUACGUAUCUCUCUUUCUGUCUCUUUAAUUCUUGCUCUUCCCUACCCUCGUUUCUCUGUCUCUCUGUUUCUUCAUACUCUCCGAUUACGAUCUUCGUUCACUUGGAGAUACCGCGCGGGAAUGAUUUACGACCAGACAGGUCGCGGAACUCCCGGCACAGAGCGAACCAUGACCAAGGAUCGCGAGAUUGGCCAACGUCCAUGGACUAAUUUUUAGACAGGCGUCUCGCGAUCUCGUCUUAGAGAGAAUUUCCUGCUGAUUGGAAGAACGAUCCGGGAUAUUUAUUCGAGUUGCACGCGGCGGUGCUCAUGAGUUACGCCAGAUAGAGCGAACUGGUAGCCGUUGGUAGCUGAUUCUCGUAAAACGCAUGGGCUUCAGCGAGACACGCCGCGGAACGCUCCCUCGAACGCUUUCCUUUCUAGGCGUUUCCGAUAUCGCGUGUGGUCGUUGGAAGAGAUAUAGCGAUAUCGUAAAUUUGCAAAGAAAUAGAAGUUUAUGGACUUCGAGAAUCGAGUAAUUUGAGACGUUUUCAGAGACUGUUCGAGGACACUUUGACAGAGGAUCUAGAGCUUCAGUUAGGGUCGAGUGAUGUCAUUUUCCUUUGCUGCAUAUUCUCAAAGAUUUGUUUUCUGAAACAGAAGAUCACAUCUAUAGUGAUCUAUAUAACUUGAAAUGAAAACUCAUAGCCGAGAUUGUGUAUCGAAACUAAGCUUAACUUGUGUUGUACGGAUUUUUCUGAUUAACACAUUUGAGCAUUUGUUUAUUUUCACGUUACAUUUGUUAAGCAUUAACUUAUUCCGAAUUUAUAUUCUGCCAGCUAGGAUUUUAUCACAUCGUUGGGGUUAGUAACGAUGAUCGAGGAAGACUGGGAUAAUUUGAAACAAAGGAGGUUCUUGUAAUCGACGAAUUUAUAUUCUGCAAGCUCAGGUUUUAUAACACGUCGUUAAAUUUAACAACGAUGAUAGAAAUUGCCUUUGAGAAACACGUGUCGGUACCACCGUCUAACCGAAUCUAACGUUUCGUUUUACGACCUCGCUAUAUCUCUUGCAGGCACUGUACCCUUGUCUCACGCGUAACAACGUUUUCUUAAUCGAAUGCCGUCCUUAGAAUCGCGAUCGAAUCGCGUGUCGUGAAUUUAUCCGCUGGAGAAUGAAGCUUCUGGCGACUUCCAUAGCUGUUCCUAUCGCCGAUAUAAAUUUCUGCAUGUAUCAUUCGAUUUUUCCAACGAAUACGAUCUGUGAGAGUAGUGCACGCGCCUGGAAACUCGCAUUGGUGAUGCUCGUUACGAGGCGUGUUAGUCCGGUCGAUAAGUUCACGAUGAUUAGGUUAAGCAGGCGAGCAUAGAUCGCCCUUUAUUUUUUUAUUCUCAUAAUUAAUUAUUCCUCGUUCGAUAUCGAUUGAUCCAGGUCGUUUAACGUGUCUCAAAAGAAACAAUGGAAUAAAAUGACGGGAAAUGUAAAAGUAUAAAGGCGAAGAGAAAAAGAGAGACGAAUAAAGGUAUGAAAACGCGAGAAAGAGAGAACGUCGAAGGAUUUAAGUAACGCGAUGGA
Bombus pyrosoma is the source of this 7192-nucleotide messenger RNA. Its product is annotated as protein sister of odd and bowel-like. The transcript is spliced from 3 exons. Gene Ontology annotation, biological process: regulation of DNA-templated transcription. Gene Ontology annotation, molecular function: DNA-binding transcription factor activity, RNA polymerase II-specific; RNA polymerase II cis-regulatory region sequence-specific DNA binding. Lineage: Eukaryota; Metazoa; Arthropoda; Insecta; Hymenoptera; Apidae. The coding region runs from base 3392 to 5473 and encodes 693 amino acids. The record is from RefSeq and is a predicted model, not a curated record.